Messenger RNA from Acomys russatus (golden spiny mouse), 762 nucleotides. RefSeq names its product radial spoke head 14 homolog (gene Rsph14). The coding region runs from base 1 to 630 and encodes 209 amino acids. The record is from RefSeq and is a predicted model, not a curated record. Lineage: Eukaryota; Metazoa; Chordata; Mammalia; Rodentia; Muridae. Gene Ontology annotation, molecular function: protein binding. The transcript is spliced from 4 exons.
AUGCCCUCAAAGAGGAAAUUCCCCGGUGCCCGGGGCAUUGUCAGCAGUGGCCUGAUCCCCUCACUGGUCUUGAAGCUGCAGAAGGAGGAAGUCCACAUACAGGAGCUCAUCCUGGACACUCUGGCCCCGUGCCUGCAGGAGGAUGCCACAGAGGCUCUAGACAGCCAAGCUGUGCCCUGUUUUAAGGAGAAGCUCCUUAGCAACAAUUCUGAAGUCCGCAGCAAGGCAGCCCGGGCACUCAUUGCCAUCAGCAUCCCUUUGGAGGGCAAGAACCAGGUAUGGCAACAUGGCGUCAUUCCUAUCCUGGUGGGGCUGUUGUCAGACCUUGAGGAGGAGGUCCAGGCUAAUGCCGCCGGGGCCCUGAUGCAUGCGACAGUGACCACUGAAGGGAAAUAUGCAGCCCUGGACGCAGAUGCCAUCACCCCACUCCUGGAGUUGCUCUGUUCCUCAUCCACGGUCAAGGUGUGUCUGAAUGCCAUCAAAGCCCUCACCAUGCUGGCCGAAGCCCCCGAGGGCCGAAAGUUACUGCACAACCAUGUGUCCACCUUCCGUUUAUUCCAGAUGAAUAAAAAUGAGGCCAUACAGCGAGCAGCCCAAGUAGCCAUCAAAGUGAUUGAGUGGAGGCCAUGACUUUCCUUUUGGACCAGCCCUCAUAGGCUACCUCUAUGCCUUAAUAAAUGAGUUGAAUCUUCUUACGCUGGAAUCCCAGUGCCACUUUCAUGUCCCCGGAGCAGUGUCAUAGCUCUCUCCUGCCAAAGAAGA